CGCAACCGACUGGAACGGAAAUCGCCUUGAUGCGCCCACUGGCCGGACCCUACCGCACCCAGCACCAACCUGUUCACCAACCUGUUCUCGUCAUUGGGUACUAAAGCAUCAGGUGCAGCCGACGUGCUACUGCAUCCCUAUUCUCCGUCGAUCCCCUCCCACCUCCGGCGCUUACCACGUGCCGUCCUGUCCUCCUAGGCUUCCCUUGCUGCCACCCAAGACUGGCAUGAGCGGUGCGUCCAAAGGCCGAGUCAGAAAGUCACGCACAUCGAAAUUACCGUUUUCGCGUACUCUCACUGAGACUCGACCAUCUAUGAGACGCAACUCAAACCGUCUAUCCCGCUCCCAAGAUGGCUCUCGGAACCAUGUCAACCUCACCGCUAUCGAUGACCUCUUCAACCGCUUUAAAGAAGCAGCCGAAGAGAAAAUCGAAGCUGAGGGUAUGCAAGCUCUUUUCGAGGCCUUAGAUGUAGAUCCGCUCGACAUUACUUCCCUCGUCUUCGCUUGGAAACUACGAGCGAAGACCCCCUUUGAAUUCUCGCGAUCCGAAUUUGUCGACGGCUGCGUCAAUCUCGGUGCAGACUCGCUGGAGAAGCUCAAGGCUGUCUUGCCCUCUUUGAAAGAGUCGCUGAACAACGACGACGACUUUCGCAGUUUCUACAUGUUUGCCUUCGAUUACAACAAGCCGAUCGAACAGCGAAGCCUCCCUAUCGAGGUCGCACGGCAGCUCUUCCCUUUAAUUUUAGGAGGGCGGUUUGCGCACAUCGACCUGUGGAUUGAAUUUCUCGAAGGGAAGAAGCACGCAAUUUCAAGGGACACCUACUCGCUGCUGCUCGAUUUUGCCCGUAACAUCGACUAUGAUUUGAAAAACUUUGACGAGGAAAACGGGGCUUGGCCAGUAUUGCUGGACGAGUUUGUAGAUUUUGCGAAACCCAGGAUCGCACAAGAUAAGGACCGGAUGGAUGAGUAGACGGCCGGGCGAAGGUCGGUGCGAGUGACGAUUAGGGAACCCGCGACAAACUGGCACGGUGUUGCGAAAAGCCGGAAGGGCAUGGUGGAGGGCUAGGUAGGAGCGUUAUAAAGACCUCCGCGCUUCAGAGA
Molecule: messenger RNA, 1101 nt
Organism: Chondrus crispus (carragheen)
Lineage: Eukaryota; Rhodophyta; Florideophyceae; Gigartinales; Gigartinaceae
Product: DCUN1 domain-containing protein
Exons: 5
Coding region: 314-970 (218 amino acids)
Biological process (GO): positive regulation of ubiquitin-protein transferase activity; protein neddylation
Cellular component (GO): ubiquitin ligase complex
Molecular function (GO): cullin family protein binding; ubiquitin-like protein binding; ubiquitin conjugating enzyme binding
Source: RefSeq, a predicted model, not a curated record